AUGUCCAGAAAGACUACAGACUACGAUAGACCUUAUCCCCAAGUGGGACUAGGCAAACUCAUAGCGGUUGGACUCACAGCUGGUUUUUUGGGAGUUGCCGUGAUGACAGCGGGUGAGAAGAUUGAACAAGUUCUGACGAAAAGACCAGACUCGGAAGUACCUGGAUUGACGUUGGCGAGACUUAUCGGAAGACCGGACGGCGAGAAGGGGAAACUCAACUUGAUUAUGCAUUAUGGGCAGGGCGCAUUACUUGGUGUAGCAAGGGCAUUCAUGGCUACUCACGGGAUGAGGGGACCAUUCGUGGACUUCAUCCUAACAGGAUUGAGGUUAUCGGUAGAUCAGACAUUGGAAAAUUAUGUUGGUUCAGGGGCGUUACCAUGGACGUGGCCUGUCUCGGAGCAGGUCAUAGAUAUACUUCACAAGGGAGUGUUUGCAUUUGCAACGGGAUAUAUAUGCGAUGUAUGGCUACAGUGA
Messenger RNA from Kwoniella botswanensis, 474 nucleotides. RefSeq lists its product as uncharacterized. The record is from RefSeq and is a predicted model, not a curated record. Bases 1 to 474 code for a protein of 157 amino acids. The transcript has 4 exons. Lineage: Eukaryota; Fungi; Basidiomycota; Tremellomycetes; Tremellales; Cryptococcaceae.